ACCGAUCGUUGUUGUUCGCGAACGAUUCAUCACCACUAACCAUGGAGUCCGGGGGAUUGACAACAUGAUAUAAAGAGCCGAAGCGGAAAGGAGCUUUACACUAUAACACACUAUUUUUCUCCCCCCUAUAGAGUUUACAGUGGUCAAAGAAAAAACAUGUGAGAGAAAAGGGGGUAAAGAAAUCCACUGGAAGAACGGACUAGGAAGGCUUGAUAGAAGGAAGAGGAGGCAGGACUGAGCGAUUCAGCCAGUGCCGUACUGAUCCCCUUGGUAACGGGAACAGAACCGUUUUCCUUCUACCUCAUCCGUGAUGACAGAGGUGGGAGUGAAGUGGGCCUGCGACUACUGCACCUAUGAGAACUGGCCGUCCGCUGUUAAGUGCACCAUGUGUCGUGCACAAUGUCCCAGCAGACCCAUAAUCACAAAGGAGACCUACAUUAGCAGCCCCAGCAGUGUUACUAUGGAGCCUGGUUGUGAUUGGCAGGACCCUCCAAGCCCAGAGGGAAGCUGUGGUAGCCUCCUGAUCUACCCAGAUUCUAGUGCCAGGCCCCGUGUCAAGCCUCCCAGCGUGACUGAGAAUAGCUCCAAGUGGUCCUGUCACAUGUGCACCUACCUGAACUGGCCUCGUGCCAUUCGCUGUACCCAGUGUCUGUGUCAGCGCCACCAGAGGACCCCCUGCAGUCCCACGGAGGCCCCCCAGACGUCAGGCUCCAACGUGGGCUACCGCCCAGCCCCUCCCCCCAUGGACCCAUGUACAGAGGAGUACAACGACCGGAACAGACUCAACAGACUCAACACCCGAGGUGGUGGUGGUAGCAGCAGUAGCCAGCACUGGACUUGCACUGCCUGUACUUACCAGAACUAUCCCAAGACCCGGAAGUGCAUCGUCUGCGACCACCCCCAGCCUCAACCUAACAACCGGGAGGCUAUUCCUAUAGAGCUGGCUGGGCAGUCCGAGGAUGCUCCCUCAUCCACAUCCUCAAACAUCAAUGAACAGGACAGAGACAGGGCCAGGUGGAGAGGGAGUGGAGGGAGCUGCAGUAGGGGGCUGAGCGGGGGACAGAGACAGAAGACAGGGACUGAGGAUACCUCUCCACCCACCUCUAAGAGGGAGGCGGAGGUAAAGAUGGACUUCCAGAGGAUUGAGCUGGCGGCCGGGGCAAUGGGCAGCGGAGAGGAGCAGCAUCACCAUCCGGAGAACAUCGACUUCAAGAAGACCAAACAGAUUAAGAACAGGAUGAGGAAAACUGACUGGCUGUUCCUCAAUGCUUGUGCAGGUGUGGUGGAGGGGAACAUGGCUGCUGUCGAGGCCUACAAGUCGUCAGGUGGUGACAUCGCCCGUCAGAUGACUUCAGACGAGGUCCGUCUCCUGAACCGUGCCACUGCCUUCAACGAUGGCUUUACGCUAGUUCACCUGGCCAUCCGCUUCCAGAGACAAGACAUGUUGGCUAUCCUUCUCACUGAGGUGUCCCAGCAGGCAGCUAAGUGUAUCCCUGCCAUGGUGUGUGGUGAGCUGACAGAACAGAUCCGCAGGGAGAUCGCUGCCUCUCUGCACCAACGUAAAGGAGACUUCAACUGUUACUUCCUCUCUGACCUGGUGACCUUCACACUGCCCGCAGACAUCGAAGACCUGCCCACUGCAGUCCAGGAGAAGCUGUUUGAUGAGGUGUUAGAUCGAGAUGUACAGAAAGAGCUAGAGGAAGAGUCUCCCAUCAUCAACUGGUCUUUGGAGCUGGGAACCAGGCUGGACAGCAGACUGUAUGCCCUGUGGAACCGUACACAGGGAGACUGCCUGUUAGACUCAGUACUGCAGGCUACCUGGGGGAUAUACGACAAGGACUCUGUCCUCCGCAAGACCCUCCACGACAGCCUGCAUGACUGCUCUCAAUGGUUCUACACACGGUGGAAGGAGUGGGAGUCCUGGUAUUCUCAGAGCUUUGGUCUCCACUUUUCCCUCCGAGAGGAACAGUGGCAGGAGGACUGGGCCUUCAUACUCUCUCUGGCCAGCCAGCCUGGUGCCAGCCUGGAACAGACUCACAUCUUUGUUCUAGCACACAUUCUUCGUCGACCAAUCAUCGUGUACGGAGUGAAGUAUUACAAGAGUUUCCGUGGAGAAACGUUAGGCUACACUCGUUUCCAAGGUGUGUACCUGCCCCUGUUGUGGGAGCAGAGCUUCUGUUGGAAGAGUCCCAUCGCCCUGGGUUACACGCGUGGACACUUCUCUGCCCUGGUCGCCAUGGAGAACGACGGCUACGACAAUCGCGGCGCGGGCGCCAACCUCAACACUGACGAUGACGUCACAGUAACCUUCCUGCCGCUGGUAGACAGCGAGAGAAAACUGCUGCACGUACAUUUUCUGUCUGUACAUGAGAUGGGUAACGAGGAGCAGCAGGAGAAGUUGUUGAGGGAGUGGUUGGACUGCUGUGUAACGGAGGGAGGCAUGUUGGCCGCAAUGCAGAAGUCGUCCCGUCGACGCAACCACCCUCUGGUCACACAAAUGGUGGAGAACUGGCUGGAUGGAUACCGACAGAUCUGUCCCUGCGCCUCUCUCUCCGACGGGGAGGAGGAGGAUGAAGAUGAGUGAAGGAGGGGAAGGACACAGUGACAGACACAGGAGAGGGUGACAGAGGAGGAUAUGGCGUCACUGGAUGGGACUCGAGACCACUAGCAUCCUUCAUACAGUACCAUACGCCUCCUCACCUCAAAGAGGAUCGACGAUCUUCUGCGCUGCCACCUGAGGCUGUAUCCCAAAGCACAUAGGGGUUCUGCUCAAAAAGUAGUGCGCACUAUAUAGGGAAUAGGUUGCCAUUUGGGACGCAGGCGGAGCGUUCAAUGGUCUUUCACUCUGCCAUCUCAGAAGCACUGAAGAGAGGAGACUUGCUCUGGUUCUGAAAGAACACUCUAGAACACAUUCUAGAAUCUCCUCAACAAACCAUGACAACAACAAUGGGUGCGUUCGUAAAUUCACUCAGGAGAGCCUUGUCAGGUUGUAAAUUCAGAGCGCACAACGGCAAUCAAGCACCCAAGCUAACUGGCUAACGGUGGUUAGCUUGCUAGCUACUUCCAGACACAUAAUGAGAGAACACCUCACUCUGACUAUUUUACUCUCCCUAGUAGAGCUGGUUAGGCUGUUUUACAUGUUAUCCAGAGUGUUGGUGACUGUAACUGUGCUGCUGGCAACAAUUGAAUUACGUUUCUUUUUUUCUUUUUUUUGCAGAGGUUUACUGACACCGGUCGUAUUCAACGGGUGUUGCGUGUUUUAUAAAUGAAUCAGUUAUUCUGUCCCUCUCUCACACUGACGACAGUGUUCUGAAAUGGGAGUAGAUAGCCAGAGGGAAUUUACGAACACACCCAAGGACAGCAACUACCACAAGUAGCAACCCAUAGUAUUUUAAAUAAACAACUAUAGUGUGUGAAAUGUUAAUCAUCUUUAAAAUAUUUAGUUUUUCCAUUUCCCCCAGUGUAAUUAUUUAUCCAUCAUUGUAAUAAUGCAUGUGUUGUAUAAAUGAUGUACUAGGAAACAACAACAAAAAAAUACCAGCAUCAAAGUGGAAGACAGGAAUCCUCAUUGACUAUCACUACUAUGGACAUCUACCUACGAAACCACAUUACUUAACAAUUUUUCUAAAGUUUUCCGCUACCUAUUUUGUUAUUGAGAAUACUUGCCGUUUUCAAUCCCCUCCACCAGAGAGAAGUAGUGCUAUGUUUAGGAAGCUAUAGUUAUAUUUAAGGAAACUUAAAGGACUGCUGCACUCAUGAAAUUAAACUAUUCUAUUUAGAGGAUUAUAAAUGCUAACAGAAUUA
Molecule: messenger RNA, 3804 nt
Organism: Salmo salar (Atlantic salmon)
Lineage: Eukaryota; Metazoa; Chordata; Actinopteri; Salmoniformes; Salmonidae
Source: RefSeq, a predicted model, not a curated record